Pollicipes pollicipes is the source of this 1165-nucleotide messenger RNA. RefSeq lists its product as uncharacterized. The record is from RefSeq and is a predicted model, not a curated record. The transcript has 4 exons. The coding region runs from base 1 to 891 and encodes 296 amino acids. NCBI's taxonomy places the organism in Eukaryota, Metazoa, Arthropoda, Thecostraca, Pollicipedomorpha, Pollicipedidae.
AUGGCCGAGCUGGCCGGCCGGCUGCCGGACGCCGAGCGCGAGGAGCGACUCUCGGUGGCCUCGGACGGCUCGGCGCGCCGCGUCUCCGAGGGCGGCGAGUCGGGGCGCGCGCGCUGGCUGACCUCCAGCGGCCGGCUGUACCGCUCGCCGCGGCCCGUGCGCCGCGGCGGCUCGGCCGAGGACGUAGCCGCCCACCAGAGCCGCAAGGUGGAGCUCAAGCGCUCUGAGAUGGCGCUCAAGGCGCGCUCCUUCGACCCGCUCAAGGUGGCGCUCAAGGGCACGCUACGUCGCCGCGGCUCCAGCAAGGAGGAGGACUCGUCGCCGGACACGCCGGCAGCCGAGAUGGACGCGCCCGAGCUGUCGGCCGAGGGCUGUGACUUGGUGGCGUCGCUGGUGCAGACGCUAGACCAGAAGCUGCUGGAGCUGGCCGGCCGGCCGGACGCGACCGAGAAGCGUAGCUCGUGGAGCAGCGCUGGCAUGUACCGCGACCCGAGCCUGCACCGCAGCUUCAGCGCCAGCAGUCAGCUGCAGAUGAUGAACGGUUGCGCGGGCGGCGAGCGGCCGGUCGGCGCGCCGGCGCGCCCCCCGCCGCGCCGCCCGCCCACGGCUGACGCCAAGAAGGGCAUGAAGCGCAGCAUCCGCGAGCGGUUUGAGCAGCGCGCCGCCGAGCCGACGCGUGCGCGCGCCGCGCACGGCUCGCCGCGCGCGCUCAAGCGUCGCCACACGGUCGGCGGCUCCAAGGACAUCGACCGGUUCGUGCGGCUGUUUCUGGCGGCGAGCCGGACGGAGGCGAGCGGCGACGGCGACGGCGCGGCCGUGCGGCCCACCUCCUGCCUGGCGGGCCUGGAGCUGCUGCCGCUGCAGCCGCUGCCGCUGGAGUCGCGCGUCUGACGGCGCCGGCCGAGCGCCGGCCGCCGCACGUGAUAGGGCCGCGGCGCCCCGGUCAGGAUGCGGCGCGCUGACACCGCUCCGGCCGAGACCACCGCGUCAGUCUUUCGUUACGUAUAUGGGGUACAUCUGUUACUAGUGGAGGCGCGUGCGCGCGCACGGAUGGCCGCCGUACAAGCUGGCCGACGGCCAACAUGGUGGCCUCCUCAUCAUCUCAUCAUACCUAGGUUUUGUACAUUGUUAGUGUUAAUCGCCAAAUAAAAGAAUUUUAUACCAA